UGCUGACAGUUUACUAAGUACAAGAUAAGAAAUCAGAUAAGAAAUUAAUUCUUUCAAAACAGUUGGUCACUGGAUUAUAUUCACUCCUUUGUAGCCAACAGGUACAUAGAUCUUGCUUGGUUGAAACUUGGGUUUCAAAUUAUUGGUGAGGACAUAGCCAUGGUGGCCAGUCUUCUAAGUUUUCUGGUGGUACUGCUCUACCAUGUUAAUGCUGCAUACUAUCAAUAUGAAACCGAGCCUUCUUACUGGCACAAUUUGGCCUUCGAUGAACUGACUGCUGCGCCCAAGGAGCUCCCAAAAGGUGUAGCAAAGAACGUCAUUUUCUUUCUUGGUGAUGGUAUGGGCAUUCCCACGGUGACGGCUGCUAGAAUCUUGGCUGGCCAGAUGGCGGGAAACAGCGGUGAAGAGAAUAAGCUGAGUUUUGACAAGUUCCCAUACACUGGUCUCUCAAGGACAUACAAUGUAGACAGACAAACCACCGACUCCGCGGCCUCCGGGACGGCGUAUCUGACGGGUGUAAAGACCAACCAGGGUCUGCUAGGUCUAAGCGGCAAGGCACAGAGACUUAACUGCUCCUCCACACAGGACGCACAUGUGGACUCCAUUCUCAGAUGGUCAAUCAGCGCAGGUAAAUCAACAGGUGUGCUCACUACGACCAGAAUUACUCACGCUACUCCAGGAGCAUCCUACUCUCACUCAGCUGACAGAGACUGGGAGGGGGACAGGAAUAUUCCAGCUGCUCAAAAACAUUGUGAAGAUAUCGCCCUUCAGUUGAUUACAAGGAAUAAUGACAUUAAUGUUAUCAUGGGUGGAGGGAGAGCUUAUUUCUUACCUACAGGCUUCAAUGACCCUGACCCUGAUCCUACCUUCAAUGCUGCCAGGUACAACAGAGCGGAUGGUAGAAACUUAGUACAGGAAUGGGAAGCCAUCAUGACCCAAAGGAACGCCAGCUACCAAUACGUCUAUAAUAAACCUGGAUUGGACAGAGUUGACCCACUGACCACAGAUUAUCUGUUAGGCUUAUUCACUCAGAGCCACAUGAACUAUGAGCUUGACAGGAACCCUGCCAAAGAACCUUCAUUGGCUGAGAUGACAGAGAAAGCCAUUAAAAUUCUGGAGAAGAACUCAAAGGGAUAUUUCCUAUUUAUUGAAGGUGGCAAAAUUGACCACGGCCACCACGAAUCUAGGCCAGCACAUGCACUCCACGAGACUGUAGCCUUUGCAGAUGCCAUAGACGUGGCCAACAGACUGACCAACAAAAGUGAGACCUUGAUCGUAGUGACCGCUGACCACUCCCACGUCAUGAGUUUGGCUGGUUAUGCAUCCAGAGGCAACCCCAUCCUAGGUUUAAGCGAUGAAGAUAAUCACCAACCAACAAAGGCAAAUGACGGCAAACCCUACACCACUAUAUUGUAUGCUGACGGCCCUGGUUUCCACUCGCCUAGACAGAUCGUCACAGGCAUUGAUACAGCGGAUAAAGCUUACAUCAGUCAGUCCGCAGUGCCGCUUUACUCCGAGACCCACGGAGGGGAGGAUGUUGGAAUCUAUGCACAAGGGCCACAGUCUUUCCUCUACUCAGGAGUGCACGAGCAGAACUACAUCCCCAUUGUCAUGGCCUACGCCUCAUGUGUUGGCCCAUUCGCUGAAGGCUUGAAACAGUGUGCCAAAUAUGAGAAAUGAAGUGAUGUUUCAUCUAUCGUUGUGACGUAACAGAAAUCCAUUAAUGUCUUAGCUAUUGUAAGAAUAAUGAGAUAGAAAUGCAAAGGAGUUAAAACCAAUAUUUUUACUAA
Messenger RNA from Biomphalaria glabrata, 1790 nucleotides. Its product is annotated as alkaline phosphatase-like. The record is from RefSeq and is a predicted model, not a curated record. The coding region runs from base 160 to 1680 and encodes 506 amino acids. Gene Ontology annotation, molecular function: alkaline phosphatase activity. Gene Ontology annotation, biological process: dephosphorylation. The transcript has 13 exons. NCBI's taxonomy places the organism in Eukaryota, Metazoa, Mollusca, Gastropoda, Planorbidae.